CUCUCUCGCACACUCGCACACACUCACAGUCUGACAUCACUCAGUACAAAGGGUGGAGUGAAAAAGCAUUGGAAUCAGUGUAAAGGGGAAGGGAAAUUCUCUGUUCAGACAGAAGGAGCAAUAGAGGAAAGCGGAGCCUGACUGUCAGCUGAGUCACAUCCACACAGGGAGUAAGUGACAGUCGGGCACAAGCCACACCAUUCCCAGUCGCUGAGCGGAAAGGGGAACACGAGGGGCUCUAGGGGGGCCACAGAAGCUUUGCCAGCCAUCUGGGAUACCCAGGACCAGAGUCUAAGCUCGAGCUGAAGGAUACGGCUGACAUGGAGGAGUAUGACUCUUUACUUGAGGAACUCACAGAGAACAUCACCAACGAAGACCUAGACCUUCUAAAGUCGGCCUGCAAAGAGGACAUCCCGAGCGAGAAGAGCGAUCAGAUUGCAUCCUGCCAGGAGUGGUUCCGCUUCUUGGAAAAACAUGAAAAACUGUCAAAAGACAACCUUUCUUACAUCGAACACAUCUUUGAGAUUUCCCGACGCCCCGACCUCCUCACCAUGGUCAUUGACUACAGGACCAAAGUCCUGAAGAUCUCAGCAGAGGAAGAACUUGACACAAAACUCACUCGGAUCCCCAGCGCCAAAAAGUAUAAAGAUAUUAUAAGGCAGCCUUCAGAAGAGGAGAUCAUCAAGCUGGCCCCACCUCCACCUCCAAAGAAAGCCUGAAAGAAGAUCAGAGAGAAGAAGACCCUCCAUCCUGUUGGUCUCCAUUGUUAUAUCUCACCUGUUCACUUUGGAUCUCCCUGCCCCUCCCCUGUGCACAUUCCUAUCAAGUGCAAGGUCGGAGCUCGGGGUGGGGCACAAGUAGAUCCAGGCUCAUCGAUGACCACUAACAAGAGUCCUAACCCCAUUGUGUGUGCUCUGUGUCUUGAAGUCUGUCCAAUCCCCCCCAACUUCUGAUGCGUUUCGUAAGCGUGCGUUUUAAUAGAAAUAUCUUUUUUUGUCUUAUUUUUGUGAGAUAAGAAGUGGCUUGAUACUAUUUUAUUAUUGAUUUUUGUGGUUUGGAGAUUUCUAUGCAAAUGGAAACUAAACCUUUCUAGACUUUUUCCCCCUUCACCUUGCCUCAGCUUCCUCUGUUUCCACCAUAGCAGACUGCAGAUGGAGCUAGAAGUAUGGUCACAGGCAAGGGAGGGAGGGGGCUUGGAUUUUGGCAUGAGGCUGUGUAUUUGUCUUUGAUGUUCAAUGAGGAGAUGGUGACUGGUUCUGAACUGGACAUUCCAACCCAGAUUGGGAGCUUCUGUCUCAUUUGAGUAGACACAUUAGAUCAGGAUAAUGGGGACAGUUGGUGCAUCAAGGUGACUAACUGUACUAAUAAGGGUGAAUUAGAAUAGUAAAUAGACCCUUCACAGGCUCUUCUAUGACAAACAUAAUCUAUCAAUAUAGUGCAGAGAUUUUGUGUAUUAUAGUUAUUAUAGGAGAGGACCUACUCUUAGGAACUCUAGCAUUAGUAGAUAAAUAUGUCUAUUGGGUACCCUCAAGAACAGAAGAAUGGUUGACUGGUCCAAGAAAUGUUAAGUGGGAUCUGGGAUACAGACGGGGGUGUUGGCAUAGGAGCAGACCCUGCAACUACUAUGGGGCCCAGUAGGACUCCAAAUGAUAAUCAGUUUUGGGAAUAAGAUAUCUUGGGAUAUGCAAUGUAUCAGUAUAGAAAAUAUGUUAUUUUUAGCCAUAUUAAUUUUUAGGGUUUACUUCUCCUUUAUAUAUACUCACAAUGUAUAUGGCCUAUAUGGAAUGGAGCUUACCAACCCAUUGGUACAUUGAGUGACUAUGCCACAAUAUUCCUCUUGUGAUUUGCUGAAUUAUUCAGAAUAUUACAUAGAAACAAAGCUAUUAAAUGCACCCAGACUGUACUGGAUCAAUACACGAAAGCACAUGGAAAAAUGUAAAGAUGAAGGAGCUCACCAAGAGCCAAUGUUAUGUACACCCUGGUAGUGGAGGGUUACAGUGAUUAAUGAUAAAUCAUAUGUAUAUAUAUAUAUAUAUAUAUAUAUAUAGAAAUGGAGUAGAUGGACUGAGUAAGUGAUAGAAGGAGUAAUAUAUAUUUGUGUUACAUGUGCGAGAGAGUAGGGCGCAUACUGGUGAUCAUACUGGAAUGCAACAUCCUAGAUAGAAAGAAGAAGUAUGAUAGUGUUAUGGGUUAGGGUCUCCUUAGAAAUAAAUGGCAACAGUAGUAAAUAAAGCUUGGUUUUGGGGUACAAUAAGGUUCUAAUUCCGACUGAUCUCUACACUUACGUUUCUGCUAACGGAUAGAAUUGUUGACUUGACUGGGAACGUGAGAGCAUUAGGUGUGUAUUUUAAUAUCACCUUCACUUAUUACAUUUCUAUACAAUUGAUAUUAAGGGGCAGAGCAGUUUAUAGAACAGAUGUCCGAUGGAAAGGUAUCUACACAAUAUGGCGGAGAUAUGGCCAUGAAGAUCCAUAGAGGAGAUAAAUGGUGGCAGGUAACAGUAGCCCACGUUAAUACCUGCCCUCCCGAACUCGUUCCUCUAGCAAAGCUCUGUUGAAAUGGGAUAUUAAGCUCAGAUUCCCCUGAACAUUUAAACUGUAAUAAAAAAAACAGGAGUGACAGUGUAAUCAAUCUCUUUUACAUAAGAAACAACAAACGAAAGGUCGAGGGAACACAGUAACUAGCAAUUCAAUUGGUCAGAAACAAAUUCAUGGAACCGCUGCAGUUUGAGUGCAUAUUUAUAGAUAUUUAUUUUUAUUUCUUCUGCAUUUACCAUACAGUUUUAAGAGUGAAACUGGGGUUUAUUCCCAGGAUCUCCUCUGCGCUCUACGGGGUUAGCAAAUGCUGAGGAACGGCUAUGGGUUCUAAGCUUAACUCCAAAUCUGGUAUGGAAAUUUCUUAUCCAUCUCUUGAUUUUGUUCAUAUGAGAAAGCAGGUUUCUGCCGUUGUGUAAUACCUCCUUGUAACAAGAAUAGCUUUACCUUGGCUAUAAUUGUCACUCAAGGCUAAAGCCCCAGAGAACAAAGGCUUGUGUAAUGUUCAGUUGAGAGCCGCUCACCUACUCUUCUUGGUUGUGUGUGUGUUACCACUCAAUUUGCCAAGGGCCGUAAGGAAAUAUGUGUUGUCGCUGCUUCUAUCAGAUUGCUGGGAAGGAGUGCAUGGUGUCAUUGUGUCCCCGUCUGUCUUUGUUGUAUCUUUAAUGAGGCCGACUCUACUGGGCGGUGGUGAGUUCUUUUGUCGUUGUGCUCUGUUAGGUUUCGCAAGCAAGAGGAGCUCAUUCUACACAUGCCCUAUAGCAAAAAUUUAAAUUGGUUCUUUGCAGGAUUUAUCACAUGCCCAUACUGUAUGUCGAAAUACCUGAAAGAAAUAAUACUCCUACAUGCGUUUAAUACUCCAACAAUUAAAGAACUAUCUUUAAGGGGGUGCAGGUGCCUGCAAACACAUCUGCAGAGCUGAAUACCCACCAUUAAUGAGAGCCUAAGGAGAUCAUUUGGUCAAUUAUUCAUUGGAUAUUCCAAUACCCAAUGAUUACAAGAUCAAGUUCAACCUGCUCUCCACCUACUUAACAUAAUAAUACUCCUACAUGCAUUUAAUACUAGGGGUAUACAAAAAUGAAAGAAAUAUCUUUAAGGGGGUGCAGAUGCCUGCAAACACCUCUGCAGAGCUGAAUACCCACCAUUAAUGAGAGCCCUAGAAGAUCCUUUGGUCAAUUAUUCAUUGGAUAUUUCAAUAGCCAAUGACAUUACAAGAUCAGGGUGUUCAACCUGCUAUCCACCUACUUAACAACAUUUAGGUUGGACACCACUUUGCGUCCUGCAUUUCCGAUCAUUGGAGCUGUUGUCCUGCUUGAAAGAAAGGUGUCCAUGCGCUCAUGUGGCUACUUGUGGUCUAUUUAUCCAUUUGGCCAGCAGUAUGAUUGAUCAGAUAUCAUGAAGGGUUGGCCAGUGAUGGUCAACGUUAUACCCCAACUGGCAAGUAUAGUGCAAUUGUUGCAUGGGGUGUGGUGGGGUGAGUUCUGAGCAGAUCAAGACCAUGUUCUAAUAUACAAAUUGGUGGACGCACCUUCAUAUCGAUGACCUCUUACACGUCCAUUAUAUGCCUUACAGUAUUGAUCAUCACCCCAAUAUCCCGAGUCGGAAUGACCAUUUUUCAAAACUCGACAUAUUUUUAUCAGCAACGUUGCAGAAACAGAUAUAUGUUUAUAUUUAUAUAACUAUUUAAACUGGGCGCACAAAUAAUUGGGACACGACUAAAUGUAAAAGAAUACAUUUCCGAUCGCUAUUUUUGAUAUAGAUCAGAAUAAUCUUACCGCAAUUAAAACCAGUUUGAUUUUUAUUUUAUUACAUUUGUUUUGCACCUAAUAAAAUCUAUAUUGGCGUAUACAUAUAUAUAUAUAUAUAUAAUAUUCUAAAACUCAACUGAAGUAUUUUAUUGUCCUUUUACUCAGGCUCAAGAAGAGAAUUUUGAAAUUUUUUAAGAAAGUGAUUUACUAAAAUGAAAAUUUUUAAAAAACCAUCUUAUAACUGUAAAUUUUUUUUCUAAUUUUUUCACCACAUUGACAAAAUUAUCUAGUCAGGGCCAAGCCAGCUAAGCUCCCUAGCAACACCCAUCUGGCUUCGUCGAUUCCCCCUCCACUGGUCACAUGCACAAGCGAGCGACCUCCCGGUGGCGUGAAAGAGGGCUCUUGCGAGUGCUCGGGGAGUAGGGGAUUGCUUAAAAUAAGAGGGAGCAAGUUCCCGGGCUAGGGGUAGGCUACAGAAGAGUUACAUGCCUGGCUUCCCCCCACACCAUUGCACCCUAGGCACCUACCUCUUCUGCCUACCCCUAGUUUUGACCCUGGAUAUAGUGUAUUAAAAUUGUAUUCUAUCAAAGUCUCCAAUAUUUAGGGAAAAUUUUAAAACAGAUUGCCUUUUAAAAAAUACACAUCCCAUUGCCUAAUCUUUUAACUGGAGUUUUUAAUCAAUGGAUAAAUCUCGAAAAUUGGGAGAAAAACUACUUCCAUAAUAUUUCAUGUUCAUGGCGAUGGCAGACCCCACAGUCACAGGGGGGCCUGGGAAAAAGGGGGGCCCAGUCUGCUUCCACUAUAGCCAACAAGAACCACCCCUUUCCCCAGCUGCUAUCUUACUUGCGGAGAGUGGGAGGAGUCUGGGAAGGGAAAGGCCGGAGCGCUUGGGGAAGUGGGUGGAGUUGGGCGGGAGGAUGGGCAUCAGAGUGAGCUGGGCCCCUCUGAAGAUUUUUUUUGCAGGGGAGCCUGGUGCACUCUAGUUAUGCCACUGGCAUAUUCCAGUAGGAAAAAACACAUUCCAUAGAGGUCCUACCAAACAGUUGGUGUCAUUCUUGUGCUCAAUUAUAUAACAUUGGCACCUAAAAGUGGCUUAAUUUUAAUGUUUUACUGUCCUUUUUCCAUAUUAUAUGGAGGAUCUCAGACAUAAUACACAAUCUCCAUUCCAUAUACCCACUAAGACAUAAGCCAGGUGUGUGAUUUAUUCAAAGAACAGGUUUAGCAUCAUUCUAACCCCCAUCUCGAUAUAUGGCAGGAAAUUGGUCCAAUCUCAUCUUCAGUUUUUGUGAAUAGUGCCUUCCUAGCCAAUAGACUGUAGACUAGUUCCCUUCAAGAGGGUCACCAGAAGUUUAAAAAAAAAUCGAAGUCUCAGUUGUUGGGACUCAAUGUCAUUUGUUUGGGUACCAAGGUCAUUUUGGGGAAUCUUCCUCACUCCUAAGUGGCCUAUGACACAUGUUGACAUAUGUAUCAACACUUAACGGAAGCCAAAUAAACCACUCAAGAGAUUACGUUUCUGUUAAACCACACAAACCCCAAAGCCUUAUACGAAUCUGACCUCCUCUUGUCUAUUUCAUUAAUUAUUAACUCACCACCAACAAACGCCAGUGACUUUCUCUUGAUAGAUUUACCACCACUCACACAAAACUGCUACAUAUUUGAUAUUAGAAGGUUUCAUAUUCCAACAAACUAAGGGAAAGGGAUCUCAGCGGGAAUUGCUUGCAAGAUUAAAUGCUCCACCAAUUGGUUAUAAGCCCUAACUAACCAGAAGAAGAUUAUUUUGUUGGCCAAAUGCAUUAGGGCAGAGACGCACGUGGAAAUUCGGGGAGAUUAGUCGUCUGGGACAAAUCUCCUCUUCUUCAGGCGACUAAUCUCCCCAAACUGCCUUCCUGCUGGCUAGAAUCUAAAUCGCCGGCGGGAUGGCACUCGGAACGCUUCGUUUUCCAAAUUCACCUGAAAUUUCCUCAUGAGGCAUCUUCUCGUCUGUCUCUGCCCUUAUGGACCUAAGAAAAAUCUUUAAUGCUCGAUCACCUUUAUCACUAAAGAAGACCACUCCAUCAAAUUUGUUCGUCAAUGACCUAAGGAGCAUUUUUGGAGCCCACUAUGUAGAGAUUGGUGGCUACAACGGAAAAUCCAGUAGGAUUCCAAUUGGUCACUUGAGUAGUAUUUAAUCCUAAAAACCCUUAAACAUUUUCCCAUGGUAGUCCACUAUGAGUGUGGUCAACUUAAAUUCUUUUGAUGGGUACAGGUCAAUACAAGCCAUAGGUUUAUGGCCACCUAAAGAGAGAAAUAAUAUGCUGUUUUUGAUCGGGAGCAUAUUUUGCCUUAGAGAUUAAAAUUUAUUUCAGUUCUAUCUAAAAAAUGGAAGAAAAUAUUGUUUUUCAGUAAAAAAAAACCACCUUCCAUGAAUCUCUCAAAAACUAGAAGUAUCUCUGUGAACCAGAGGGUCAUAAGCCAUUCUACAUGACAAAAUGCAUCUAUGCCCCCCAAAUCCAAGAAUUGGGUCAAUAUUCUGUUUGGUAGAAUGUUUACAAACCCCAAUUUGUAGAAAAACAAAAAAUACAUGACAUGCAUUGUGUUCAAAAUGGCGUCCGCUUGGAUGCCGACCAGUCAUUCCAACAAAGAUCUAUUUUGCAAGUGGCCUUUUAAUGUAUUCACUGCAAAUUUGGCUCUUUUUACAUCACGCCCACAUUUUAAUAUAAGUGCAACAAUGUGAUAAAUAUCUUUGCCUCUGGAAAAAGCCAUAUAGGAAAAAAACAAAAUGUACCUUAAAAGAGAGUUGGGGAAACCUUUGAUGCAAUUGCUAAUGUAGGCUUCCAGUUACCAUCAUGGCUGCCACAACUUAGCUGGGGUACCAAAAGCUGCACGUCCCUGCCUUAAAAUUCCAUCAACAAUCACCGAACCCUCCGAUGCAGCACAAAAAUAGGGGUUUUUAUGUCAACGCCCAACGUCAACGUUCGUGUUCUUGUUACCGUUUCCAUUUGCUCUUUCCCAGCAUACAGCGCUAAGACCGUGUUAACUGUGUGUACAUAUAUAUUAUAAAUAUAUGUAUAUUAAUUAUAAAAUGAAUUGUCCCUCUUGCUGUUACGUGUUAAUUUAUUGCCAAGCUAAACAAGACUUGAGACCAAGGAAUCCAUUUUGAUUUUCUAUAAUAAUUCAAAAAAAACAUAAAAAACAUUGAAAAAUUUAGAGAAAUAUCCAAAAAAAUAUAUACAAAAACGUAUAUUUGGAUAUUGGUGAAAUUAAACGAAAAUUAAAUUUUUGGUGCAGAAACAAAAAAAUCUAUCCCCUUGAUACCGAUUUUCUGUCGAUGACCAAUUCUUGUUCAAGAUGUUGAUAUCCAGCGGUACAACUAUUGUUCUUGGUAGGGAAUACGAGUGGCGCACCUUCCGCGGAUACAGCAAAUUGACUGGGCAAAGGACUGCGAGAGUGCGAGGCGGAGAAACGUGAAAAUGUGAAAGUAUUAUUUGGAAAUUUUAAUUUUGCACUGAACAUCAAGAGGUCUCUGUGUGCUCGAGUUUGCUAAAAAAAACUUUUUUUUUAAUAAAAAUACAUAUAUAUGAAUAUUGUUAGAAGCAAAUGAAUAGUAAUUCAGUCCCCAUGCUUUGCUUUUGCAUUCAACUUGAAAUGUAUAAAUAAAAACAAAAAAAAAAAAUUAAAUUGUUAAUUGUGCUAAUAAAGUUUACUGUAUGGAGCUUCA
Messenger RNA from Xenopus laevis (African clawed frog), 7979 nucleotides. It is a transcript of the gene pea15.S, whose product is annotated as proliferation and apoptosis adaptor protein 15 S homeolog. The transcript is spliced from 4 exons. NCBI's taxonomy places the organism in Eukaryota, Metazoa, Chordata, Amphibia, Anura, Pipidae. Gene Ontology annotation, biological process: regulation of apoptotic process; MAPK cascade. Gene Ontology annotation, cellular component: cytoplasm. Bases 321 to 719 code for a protein of 132 amino acids. The record is from RefSeq and is a predicted model, not a curated record.